Messenger RNA from Octopus sinensis (East Asian common octopus), 1630 nucleotides. RefSeq lists its product as uncharacterized. The record is from RefSeq and is a predicted model, not a curated record. Lineage: Eukaryota; Metazoa; Mollusca; Cephalopoda; Octopoda; Octopodidae. Gene Ontology annotation, molecular function: potassium ion leak channel activity. The transcript is spliced from 2 exons. Gene Ontology annotation, cellular component: membrane. Gene Ontology annotation, biological process: stabilization of membrane potential; potassium ion transmembrane transport. The coding region runs from base 24 to 1568 and encodes 514 amino acids.
UUUUCUUUUUACAUUAUUGAAAAAUGUCAAGAUCAAAGCGUAAACGGAGAGCUUGUUUAAAAGCGUACUGGUGUCUCGGAUUGGUUUUACUAUGCUUCAAGAAAUUAUUCAUGUUUCUCUUUUCCCACGUUGGUUUAACGGGAUGUGUGGUUGGGUACAGCAUUCUGGGAGGAUGGAUAUUUCGAGGACUGGAAGGCAACCAUGAACGAGAUAUCAGAAAACAAGCCGAGAAAAUGAGGGAAAAAUAUACAUUGAAGUUACUAAAGUUUUCAGAAAAUGAAGACAGUUUAUCUGAAAAUGAUUUUGAGAAUAUUACUAUUUUAGUUAAGGAAUUUGAAGAAGAAAUUGUGCACUUUACAGAAUCAACUGGAUGGAAUGGACUCUAUAGUGACAGUGAACUUCAGUGGUCAUUUGCUGGUUCUCUGUUAUUUUCUGUAACAGUAAUUACAACUAUUGGUUAUGGACAAUUGGCACCGAAAAGCAAAUGGGGUCGCGUGGCAACCAUACUCUACGCCAUAGUUGGAAUACCUCUUACCUUCCUGUGCUUAUCAAUGAUCGGUUCAUCUCUGGCUAGUAUUUUCAAGUUUAUCUACAAGAAUUUGUUCUACGCAAUCUAUCGCAAAUGGCUCCGCCUACGAACCUACGUAGACUCGGUGGAAUCACUCAAUUAUCAUUCAACGGUAGCAGCCGCCGAAGCAGUACCUGUAACGAUAGCUGCUGCAGCUGCUGCAGUUGCCGAAAUUGAUAGUAACGACGGCUAUAACGAAAACGACCAUAAAAUAGUAACAUUAGAUAUUCCAACGCUAACAUGUCGAAAUGAUAUUUCAGAUCAUUCUACGCAGAAGCAAUCAACCAAUACUGACUGUAGUGAAGAUGUCUGCGAAGACUUCUCUAAGGAAGUUGGUAAUGGUGCUUUCUCCUCGGCAUAUAAGCAAAGUGAGCAAGACAGGAUUGAGAAACAUUUCCUUCGACGCAGCAACAGCUACGUGCGUUCAAUUCUCGGAGACGAGGAACUUUUGGAAAGACAAUUUUUGUUUAAAUGUACUGAAGAUAUUGCAUUAGUACCUCCAACAAUACAAUGCAAAGACGGUUUAAAGACGGAACUCUGUGAAACUGGAUCUAUGGGGCAUAUUUCUCCGGAGUCUAAAGAUGCUCUUUCUCCAAUCGAUGAAGCGAAACCAGUAACGGGGUUAACAGAGGAAACAGCAGUUGAGUCAUCGGAAAGCCACGAACAUAUUCGAGUGCCCGUGUCAGUUAGUCUUUUAGUAUUCGGGGCAUACAUAUGUAUCGGGGCUUCCCUUUUUUCAUUUUGGGAACAAGAAUGGGACUAUUUUAUUGGUUCGUAUUUCUGUUUCAUUACACUUAGUACGAUUGGGCUGGGUGAUUUUGUUCCGGGUUCGAAUGGUAAUUCGUGGGCAAGUGAGGAGAAACAAGCUAUUUGUUCACUUUAUCUGUUGUUCGGUAUGGCAAUGACAGUUAUGUGCUUGAAACUAAUGCAAGAAGAAAUACGGUACCAGUUUUCAAAUCUAGGCCGUAAAAUGGGACUCAUUGAGAAUGACAAUGAUUGAGAUUCUUGAAAAUAAAUUAUUGAUUCACAGUAUUACCUGCAACAAAAUCUACAAAAAUGACA